GGCCAGUCCAGAUCUGAUGAGAUCAUUUCCCUGGGAGCAGGGAGCCCAGCUUUGUGCAGGCGGACCACGCCCCGCGUGCGGUGCACCAGGCUAGGUUAGCGCACAGCUGCUACAUCCGGGCGCUCUGCUCGGUUUACAACAAACCCUGCGAAGAUGGCGACUUCAGGGAGGAGUGCAUUAUUAUCCUCCACGUCAACUGGACCUAAGAGCACACUGGAAAACUCCAACCCAGAGGAGGAUGACGGACAGGACUUAUGGUCCACCAUCCUGAGUGAAGUGUCAACCCAUUCAAGAUCAAAGCUACCGUCUGGGAAAAAUGUCCUGGUCAUGGGUGAGGUGGGUUCGGGGAAGACCACCUUGGUUGCAAAGCUACAGGGGAUUGAAGAGUACAUGAAAGGGCGUGGCCUGGAAUACCUCUACUUCAGUGUCCAUGAUGACGACAUUGAUGACCACACUAGGUGUAAUGCCUGGGUGCUAGACGGAGACCUUUACCACAAAGGUCUGCAGGGAGUAGCUGUGCCAGUGGACUCAAUCGGCAACACGUUGCUGCUGAUAACGCUUGACAUGUCGCGGCCAUGGAAUGCCCUGGACUCUCUUCAGAAGUGGGCCGCUGUCGCUAGGGAACACAUCGACAAACUCCGAGUUGCCCCGGAAACGCUGCGGGAGCUGGAGCACAGACUUGUAAAACAGUUUCAGGAGUACACAGAACCAGGCAGUGGGGAGGAUGGCACCCUGCAGAGGAGGAGUGAAGAUGAGGAGAGCGUGCUGCUGCCAUUAGGAGACAACACACUCACACACAACCUGGGAAUACCAGUGGUGGUGGUCUGCACCAAGUGUGACGCCAUCAGCACAUUGGAGAAGGAGCACGACUAUAGAGACGAACACCUGGACUUCAUCCAGUCUCACAUCAGACGUUUCUGUCUGCAGUACGGGGCGUCCCUGGUUUACACAUCGGUGAAGGAGAUGAAAAACUUGGACAUCCUGUACAAAUAUCUGGUCCACAGACUCUACGGCUUUCCCUUCCACUGCCCGGCACAAGUGGUGGAAAGAGAUGCUGUCUUCAUUCCUUCAGGUUGGGACAAUGAGAAGAAGAUUGCCAUACUUCAUGAGAACUUCCAGACAGUAAAAGCAGACGACAGCUUUGAGGACGUAGUAGUCAAACCGCCAGUCAGAAAGCAGAUUGUACAUGAAAAGGAGAUUCAGGCAGAAGAUGACCAAGUGUUUCUGGUAAAACUGCAGUCGCUGCUUGCCAAACAGCCCGCUGUGACAGCAGGGCGACCAGUGGACACCACCAGCAGAGCACCAACCGGUUCCCCCAGGACGAGUAACCGCUCCGCAGCGGCCAACGUAGCAAACGCCAUGCCACAGUCGGGUCAGACCAGUGAGGGUGUGUUGGCCAACUUCUUCAACAGUCUACUGACAAAGAAAGCAGGGACAGGGGGGCCCGGGACGCCAGGCGGCGGUAACAACACUCCAGGAACAGUACGGAAGUCAGACAUGAAUAUAACACAUGGUUCGAAGCUGGGCCUGGGCGAUGUACAGGCGGAGCUGGACCGCAUAUCCAGCCGGGAGACUGACUCGGACUUGCCCAAUGCCAACGACACCCCUGCCACCGACGGCCAGGACACAUGAAGACCAACGCACUUCACCCUGCCCCCCUCCCACCCAAACACCUCAGUCAUCUUCCACCUCCCUUGUCCCCCCCCCCACUCCAUUACAAAGAUGCGGUGAGAAAGAGGGACGUAGGGGAAAAGGAGGGGUGGACACACAGUUCUCCCUCCCCAUCGUCUUUCACUUUCUCCUCAAAGAAGAACUCACCCUCUCUUCCCCUACCACUUUUCCAACACCUCCCCCCCACCUUCUCUUCCUGGCUGUUACGCUGAGGGCGAGUAUUUGUCACUGUUACAUAAAGACUGUCUGUUACAUGAGAGUAAAUGGGUAUGGGGGACCAAUGGGGGUGUGGAGGCUGGGAUGAGAAGAAGUAAGAGGCGGGUUAAAAAAGAUUGAUUGCAAGAACGAAAGCGAGGGUGUUUUAUCCAUCCAUUUCUUGUGAUGGUACAAUUAGUGUUUUUACUGUAGGAACUCCUGAAGGGCGCAUGUUGAAGAAACUGCACUUAGGUACUCUAGGGAUGAUUGUGUGAUUGUGUGCUUAAUGUAUGUGGGGCAAGUCAUGCUUCGCCAGAGGAAGAGAUUGAGAACAAAAAAUAAUAUGCCUGAAACAAAAUUGCAAACAGUCUUGUUUUUUUAAGAUGAAGGGACAAACAUACCAGUAUUUGUGUGUGUGUGUGUGUGUGUGUGUGUGUGUGUGGGAAGAGGAAAUUAAGGAAGUUACUUCAACCUAGACCUGUAUGUUGAGAGAUUUUUGGCUGUUUGCAUUUCAACCAAAAGGCAAAAAACAUUACUAUGCUCUUACACUACUACUGUUUAAAGCUCUUAAAACAGUGCAUACACUAUUAUUACAGCAGCCCUGUCUGCUAGACUACACAAACCAGACAUGACAAAAAAAACAAAAAACAAAAAAAAACUUCAGAAUAAAAGUUCACACUCAAGCACUAGUCCUGUGUAGAAGCCACCUAAGGUCCAUCAUGGCACCCAGUUCUACAAUUGGCCAAACUUCCCUAGUGGGACAUACUGCUCAAACCUGUAGAUAACAGACAGUGCACUGAAAAGGGAGGGUGGUAGAGGGUAGUAGGGGGUGGGUAGCUGAGGUUUACUUGUACAGAAAGAAGCACUAGUGAUUCAGUUCCAUAGUUACUGCGGGUGGGCAAGGGGGUCAGAACAAGGGGUCUCACCAAGAAUGUACAGUCAUUGUCUCGCUGAUUGGUCCUGUUAUUUCAGAGCUCUGUGUUGGCGUUUGUAUAAUCAGAUCUGUUAAUCAGUCAAAUAAAAGGUGUAUUUAUUCGGA
Messenger RNA from Siniperca chuatsi (mandarin fish), 2905 nucleotides. It is a transcript of the gene dync1li1, whose product is annotated as dynein, cytoplasmic 1, light intermediate chain 1. Gene Ontology annotation, cellular component: cytoplasmic dynein complex; centrosome. The record is from RefSeq and is a predicted model, not a curated record. Bases 154 to 1632 code for a protein of 492 amino acids. Gene Ontology annotation, biological process: microtubule cytoskeleton organization; microtubule-based movement. Gene Ontology annotation, molecular function: dynein heavy chain binding. NCBI's taxonomy places the organism in Eukaryota, Metazoa, Chordata, Actinopteri, Centrarchiformes, Sinipercidae. The transcript is spliced from 14 exons.